UACAUAUCUUCCCUUCAGUUGACUAAUUAGCAUUGAAGUGCUGUUCAAGAUCAUCAUUGUUAGCUUAGCGACCUAGCAGUCGGUGUGCAAAACGGAGCGGAGAGCACCAUUAUAGAAGCGCUCUGCUGGAAGGAGGUGAAGGGGACCGCGGCUCGGUGUAGCUGACAGACAGCAGAGCAGGCAGGUGGGCUCAGUAGCUGUCCCCCUAUUCACACUUGUCACUGAGGAAGGAGGGGGGGGGGGGGGGAGAGAGAGAAGAGAAUUGGGGGGCGCGCUGAAGAGGAGCAGCGAAGUGUGCGGCUCGCGGCUUUAACGGCGAACAGAGCGACAGAGCGGAGCGCGUAGUGAGGAAGAGCGCAGCCAGCCAAGCUGGAGCAAGAGAGAAAGAGAGAGAGAGAAAGCAAGGAGGGAGGAUGGCGAGGUGCUGAAGGGGGACACAGCACAGAGAUCACCAGUCACUCAGGCGUUGAAGAUGGCUGAGAAUCGUCAGACGGGACAGGGACGUGCUCUGAGGAGCCAGCCCUCAGAGAGAGACUUGCAAAAGACCAGCACCUACAUCGUCCCCUGCUUCCUCUGCGUGGAGCUGGUCAUCAUGGCGGGCACUGUGCUGCUGGCGUACUACUUUGAGUACACGGACACCUUCCCCGUGCACCUGCAGGGCUUCUUCUGCUACGACAAGACCUUCUCCAAGCCCUUCCCGGGACCAGAGGACGACAGCAAAGCCCCUCCGGUGUUGGUGUACUCUCUCGUCACUGCCAUCCCCACGGUUACGAUCCUGAUCGGGGAGGUGACCGGGUUCCUGGUGAAGACAGACGGGGCUCAGGAGAAGACCAUCGUGAGCGCUGACUGCUGCUUCUUCAACCCUCUUCUUCGCAGGAUCGUACGCUUUCUCGGCGUGUACUCCUUCGGCCUCUUCACCACCACUAUCUUCGCCAACGCUGGCCAGGUGGUGACAGGAAACCAGACGCCCCACUUCCUGUCUGCCUGCAAGCCCAACUACACGGCCCUUGGCUGCCAGUCUCCACUGCAGUACAUCUCGGAGCGCCGCGCCUGCACGGGGAACCCCUACCUGGUGGCCUCCGCACGCAAGUCCUUCCCCUCCAAGGACGCAGCCCUCAGCUUCUACUCCGCAGUCUAUACAGUGAUGUACAUCACGCUGGUGUUCGGCACAAAGGGGACGCGGCUGACCAAGCCCACCCUGUGCCUGCUGCUGGUGUCACUGGCCGUGCUGGUGGGGGUGGUCCGCGUCACGGAGCACCGGAACCACUGGAGUGAUGUGCUGGCCGGCUUCCUGACUGGUGGAGCCAUCGCUGCCUUCCUGGUGUCGUGUGUGAUCAACAACUUCAAACCCACCCAGUUGGCGGGCCCCGUACCACCACCCCCACCACCACCGCCACAGCACUCCCAGCGGCAAGACCCCCCACUGGGCAUGCCCCUGGUCAGCCUGCCGCGCGUGGUGGAGAGCCCACUCGAAAAGUUAAGUGGUCUCCAGGCUUCAGGGUUACCGUACUCUGAGAUCACAUGACCAUCAGCCAAUCCCGUCCCCGGCCCCUCCCGACGUGCUCCUCCCCUCGCGGCGCUGCCUCACCAGCUCAGUCUAGACCUUCCCACCGGGACCCCAGAGGCCUCGGGGCCCACCCACCAAGAGAGAGGGGCCCCUCUGCGACGAGUAAAGUCCACCCAGGUAUGACUCCCGACGACGGCUGGGGGGUCGUCGACUGGCGACCGCCUCUCGCUGCAGCUCAUCUCGGAGGGAGCCCUCACUGUCCCACUUUUCCCCUUGUUUUGGUUUUGUUUAGUUUUUUACCUGCUUCCCCUCUUUUUUUUUUUUGUACUUUGGUGCAAAAAGGACCCAACAAAAGACUGACCAAAGCGAGACCAAACUGUUGAAGCAAUAACUUUCCCUCUCCGUCCUGCUGUGAACAGGACCAACCGGGCCCUGUGUUGAAUACAGAGACGUACGGUUUACGUAUGUUGUGCGUACUUGAGGUCUUGGAAUCGAGGACGCAGAAAAAAAUGAACUCCGUCCUUGACUGGUUGACUGAAAGACACCAUUUUGUAACACUCAGGAAAAGGUUGUUUGAAGUCAACGCAGACCUUUCUUGUGAUGACUGAGGAUGCAGCUUUGAAAAGUGGAAACAGCGCAGCUUUGCUGAAAGAAGAACUCCUUUUGUAAAAUACAUUGACACAGGUGGCCAAGUUUAUGGUUCAGUGGUAAGUUCUGUGUUCUCUGGAAUUUUUUGAGGAUUGGGCAUUGUAUCAAUCAAAAAGUUGAUUUCUAACUCACAUCUUUAACCAUGCAGGCUUUUUCCUGUGUCUUAUAUUGUGGUUUCAUCCGCAAUAUUAGAAGCAGAAAAAUAUGAUUUAAAAAAAUCUGUGUGUUGCUGUAUCUCAUUUUCCGUCUCUUGUCAGUGUUUGUGUUCUUUUUCUGUAAAUUAUUAUUAUUAUUAUUAUUAUCUUAUUAGCCUUUAGCGAGCACCGUGUGACCAGGGGCGUGAAAGAUGUUCAGUUCUGUUGGAUCGACCCCAGCAGGUAACUACAAAGUGGUGCCAGACUGCAACUGUUAUUCAGAUCGUUUAUACUGUCUAUAAGGACUGACUUCAGUUUGCUGCAGAGACUGCACCUUGUUCUUGGGAGACAACAAUCAUAAAAAGGUGCAAUACAGAAUAUGGACAAUAAAAAGAUGAAAACAUAUACACUCUUAACUAAAGGUAAUCUUAGUGAAGUUAUUUCCAUUCCUCCAUCCUACAUCCAUGACCUAAACGCAUCUACAACUUCCUCUCACUUAUACACCAGAUGUGUGAUUUUUAUAUAUAUAUAUGUAUAUAAAUAUAUAUAUAAAUAAAAAUACAAUUGUACAGAAUAUAGGUUUCUUUAAACAAUAAAUAGACAGUAUUGUUAGGUUUGAAACUAUGAAAAUUGUCCUGUUACCCAAAGCUUCUGGUAAGAACAAGAUGAGGAUGUGAAGCAGGUAUGUAGCUGGAGGGUUAAGAGUGUGGUCCACCACGUGUGUGAGGUGUAGAGGGUCUAAUGAAGCCUCGCUACCAUUACACUUGCUUGGGUUGUCUCCUGAUGAAGAUAUAUUGCAGGUUGGUUAUACACUAUAUUAAACGUAAUACACAUCACAAGUAAUACAAUAAUGGUUUAUUUCUUACAAUAAGGAAGAAUAAAUUGCACCUAUUGGUUAAGUGUGUGUGUACGUGUGAGUGCAUGUAUGAGUGUGCGUGUGUGUGUGUGUGUGUGUGUGUGUGUGUGUGUGUGUGUGUGUGUGUGUGUGUGUGUGUGUGUGUGUGUGUGUGUGUGUGUGUGUGUGUGUGUGUGUGUGUGUGUAUGUGUGUGUGUGUGACCUCCUGUGGUGUGUGUGUGGUUUUAAUGAGCACAUUGUAUGCUAACAUUACUGUUAAUUUGCUGUUCUCUUUUUAUUCCUUAAUAAUAACUGGCGAGAAAAGUUCAUAAUUAUAAUUAUGCACAUAUUGGUCAUAAUAAUUACGCACAUACACAUGUGUGUGAUUCUAUGCCUUCUGAUGACCCCUACCAAGGUUUCUAAACAAUGUGGGAAAAUAGAAGGUGCUCAUUAUUAUGCUGAAAAUACCUAUAACUUAUCUGUUGGAAGUUUUGUAAAGAAAAACGACAAAUGAAGUAUCAAUGUUAUUUUCCGUGUUGAAAUUAAUGUUUUGUAUCGACUUACCUAAAUAAAAUGCCACAGCUAUUUAACAUUU
Messenger RNA from Gadus morhua (Atlantic cod), 3719 nucleotides. It is a transcript of the gene plppr2b, whose product is annotated as phospholipid phosphatase related 2b. The transcript has 8 exons. NCBI's taxonomy places the organism in Eukaryota, Metazoa, Chordata, Actinopteri, Gadiformes, Gadidae. The coding region runs from base 473 to 1525 and encodes 350 amino acids. Gene Ontology annotation, cellular component: plasma membrane. Gene Ontology annotation, molecular function: phosphatidate phosphatase activity. The record is from RefSeq and is a predicted model, not a curated record. Gene Ontology annotation, biological process: signal transduction; phospholipid dephosphorylation; phospholipid metabolic process.